This is a messenger RNA of Myxocyprinus asiaticus (Chinese sucker), 6056 nucleotides long. RefSeq names its product zinc finger protein 770 (gene znf770). The record is from RefSeq and is a predicted model, not a curated record. Lineage: Eukaryota; Metazoa; Chordata; Actinopteri; Cypriniformes; Catostomidae. Gene Ontology annotation, biological process: regulation of transcription by RNA polymerase II. Gene Ontology annotation, molecular function: DNA-binding transcription factor activity, RNA polymerase II-specific; RNA polymerase II transcription regulatory region sequence-specific DNA binding. The coding region runs from base 647 to 3682 and encodes 1011 amino acids. Gene Ontology annotation, cellular component: nucleus. The transcript is spliced from 2 exons.
GUCCGUAUUUAUGUGACGGAACACUGUUUUUAUCCGUUUUGGAACAGAAACGUAUCCAAAAAUUACUAUAAAUGUAACCAUAUUUAUGGUGUGCUCAUGAUUUAACUUAACAGAAUUUGUGGGGAUGCAGGAGAUACAGGGGAUUCGAAGAGUGUUUUCUUUUCUCACAGCCACGGCCAACCAUCUGUGUCAUGUUUGACUGAAUUUCACUCAAACCUUAAGCAGCAUCAUCUCGUUCACUCUGGGACGAGGCCCUUCGUCUGUUUAGAGUGCGAACAGUCAGCCAUCAGGUUUUAUUUUUUAUUAUUAUUAUUUUUAUUUUAUUUUUUAUUUUUUAUUUUUUGCUUCCACAUGUAGCCUAGUUAACUUGCCUGAACUCAAGGGCUGACACUUUACAUUGGACACUCUAAACUCAGUGACUCUGAGCAGGUUACAUUUCCAGAGAACACUGAUACGGCUAAUUCCAGAUUUGUGGCAUAGAGGGCCAGAAAUCUGGAAUAACUGCAAGUGGACAGUGUAUGGUUGCUGCAAACAGCAAAGAUGCUCUUACAACCAUGUAACAUGUGAUGGAAAGGUUUUCUUUGAGAACCCCCCACAUGAUAAAGGCAGUGUUGGAAAAAACAUACACUUUUUACUUUUUGAAGACAUGCUAAAGAAUGGAUGUAACAUUGAUCUUUCUUUGCAGUGCAUGAAAAUGCUUAACCUUUCAAAUGGAAUGUCAGCUGACAUGUGGCUUGAGCUCAGUCCCAUAAAACAGGAGACAUCCAUCCAAAAUGAACAAGAAACCCAAUCAGAGAGCGUGACAGACUGUAACACUUCAAGAAAUGAAGCUCUGAAAAACAUGAAAACACCCCAAAACAACCAGUGUUUAACAUGCCUGAAAUGUUUUUCUGCACCAUCAAAACUUAGACGGCAUGUUUUAACUCAUACUAAUCAUAGGCCCUUUGGUUGUAGGUUCUGUGCCAAGACUUUCCGUCAGUUACCCCACCUAAAAGUCCACUUGGCAACUCAUUUAUCUGAAAGUACAGGCAAAAUGUGUCCUGCAUUUCAAUACAGCCCAUGUGGUAGCUCAACUCAACGACUCCAGGAAAACCAAACAUUUGGAGAGAAACAAGAACCAUGUGUCACAACAGAAAGUGCGGACAAUUAUGUAAAUGUGAAUGAUUCAUUUCCAAUACCUCCAUGGAAUACACAAAGUGUUACUGAGAAUUGUAAUGGAAAGAAAAGAAUUUAUGAUUGCCCUAUUUGCCUUAAACGGUUUGGUGCACCAUCCAAAUUAAAAAGACACUACCUUAUUCACACGGACCAGAGACCCUUUCCGUGUUCCAUAUGCGGUCAUGCUUUCAGGCAACUUUCCAAUCUAAAAAUACACAUCAGAGCUCAUACUGACUGUAAGAAGAAAACAGCACCUUUCCAGAGCCAUAGAUUCAACAGUCUACCUCUACCCGAGUAUUCAGUAUCCAAUUCUGGGCUAAAGCACUCUACAUAUAAUUGCCUUGCCAGAACAUUUAGAUCUUAUGCUCCAAAACAUCUUAGUCUCCAACAAAGCAACACAUGUUCAACAGAUAAACCAAAGUCAGCUGCAACAGACUUGAUCAAAACUGAAUCUGGCACUGCGAGUAUCACAGUCUCCAAAUAUGUUUCAGAAAGGGGCUUAAAAAUGAUAAAAUAUCCACAAGGAUAUUGGUGCCUCACUUGUUCAAAAUGCUUUAAAGCCCCAUCAAAGCUCAAGCGUCAUAUUCUGAUCCAUACGGGCCAAAAGCCUUUCAAGUGCACAGUGUGCGCCAAAGCUUUCCAACAAAAAGCAUACUUGAAAAUUCACAAGUGUAAGGCAGAAUUUAGAACAGAACCCAAUUCCUGUUUGAGGGACGAUCAGUAUGCACAGAACAUCGUCAAGCAGAGCCCUGGUGCUCCGAAUGCUGCAGGAGAUGUUGUAAAAACUAGACAACAGGGCGAUACCAUAGUAGACAAAAUAAAUUCUGUCCACGACGUUAGCUUUUUCGGACCAGAGGUAAGAUCUUUUUCAUCAGGUUGUACCACAAAUGCUGUCACACCUGCUGAGAAGAGAAUUCCUCCAACGUCUGAGUCUUCCAAGCUCCUGUGUAUGCUUCAACUCAAAAAGAACGGUGGAUAUCAGUGUAGAAUAUGCUUGAAGAUAUUCCGUUUUCCCUCUAAACUAACUCGACAUCUGUUCAUCCAUAUGGACAUCAAGCCUUACACCUGCAACGUCUGUAGGAUGUCAUUCAGGCAGCUCUGUCAUCUCCAGAGGCACCUUAGGGUGCAUAUGGCAAAAAGACAAAAUCCUCUUAGCUUAGAUGAAGACACUGAGAAGUACAGGACCAAAUCACCAACACCUGGAGAUAUUGCAGAGAUGUCUGAAUCUUUCAAUGGGACAAAGAACUGCAAACAGGAUGGGAGAAGUAUUCUCUUACCUCAGACAUUCGACUCAAUCUUAACAGAGACCAAAAAGUACCAAAAGCUUGACCAAACUGUCCCCUCACAAUCGUUGUUCUUAACAGAGCCAUUUGAGUCAUGUACCACAGGGAUUGAGAGCUCAGAAACGUUAAGAAAUGAUAAAGUACAGGUCGAAACCUCCAGCCCAAUGUACAUUAAGCUCAAAGGAAAUGGCGUGAAUCAGUGCAGUGUCUGUCUGAAGAAUUUUCAGUUUCCUUCCAAGCUCGCCAGACAUUUUUUGAGCCACACAGGUACUAGACAAUUUAAGUGCCAUAUGUGCUUAAAAUCGUUUCGACAGCGGUGCCAUUUGCAAUGCCACCAGAGUGUACACAAGAAAAGAGGCCAAAAUGUAAUUGCUGGUAAACACUUGGAACAGCAGAGCAUGGUUUCUUUUGGUAAUGAUGAGAUAUCUGAAGACCAAGUUUUUGUAGGUGCGGAAGACUUUAUUACAGUGCAACAAGAUCAGGUUGCGGAGGAUAUACUAUCUCAAAAGAUGAAUCCUGAGGAAUUUCAUCAAAGUGGUGGCUGCAGUGAUUCAAGUGGUACUAGUAAUUUAGAGAAUGUUGAGAUCAAGUCAGAGGUCAUUUUUCGAUGCAACGACAAAUCCGUUUGUGAGCUUCUGAUACAUAAAACUGACAUAUCCAUGCUUGUUGAGAAAAGGACAUCUGACAUUAUGCCUUUUGGCAGGGUGAGUGACUGUCCACCCACAACUGACUCUUCUUCUCAUUACUGUGCUUCAGAACAGAGCACCGAGGAAGAAUGUUCUCGAGACAUGGAUGAUGUUAUUGAAGAUUGUGCUAUUGUGGACACGCACACAGUUAAAUAUGUCCCUGAUAGUUACAUGCCUCGUUUGCAUCAGUAUCAGCAAAUUGAACCAUCCCAAGUCCCUGGGCUCAAAGACGAUGUGGUUCAGGAGCAUUUGGACUCCCAGGUUCCUAUUGGACGCUUUGUUGAACCACCAAAUGACCUCCCCAUUUGCCCUGGCUGUAGUCAGUGUUUUCCCACAUUAAAGACAUUACAUGCACAUAAAUGUGCCAUCAAAUGCCCUGAAGAGACAAUUACGAAAUCCCACCAGUGUGACAUCUGCUUCAAAGUCUUUGGGGCACCAUCCAAACUGAAGAGACACUGUGUUAUUCACACAGGCCAGAAGCCUUUCCAGUGCACACAGUGUGUGAAGAGCUUCACACAGUCGAGUAAUCUGAAAAGACACAUGCUGUCCCACAGUUAAAAGUGUUACCUGAAGAUUGGCCUACAGGUAUGAUCCACCACAAGGGCUUUGACUGUAAAUCGGUUUUCACACUAAAUUACAGAAACAGCCUGGAUCUUUUUGUUCAUGUAAAACAAGUAAAUUUUUUGUUUGGGUUCACCUUGUGAUUUGUGUUCAUAGGAUGAAUUUUUAUUUUGUAUUUGACAGCAAUGUAAAAUGUGAAUAAACCACAAAUUUAAUUUGGUCAUGACACAUCUAUUAGUUUUCCAGUUCUGCUUAACAUUAUGCUAAAUAGUAAAAAAAGGAAAAUAAUAACAUUGAAGAUGAAAAUUUUAAUCAAAUACAUUUCCAUCUUUUUAAAAUGUUUAUGUCCAAGAUUAUUCCAACCACACUCAAGUUGUAGCAAGGUGUUUGACCAUCUCUUUCUAAUUUUACAGACAUGGUAGCUAAGUCUUGACUCUUUUCUGCCUGUACCUAGUAAUAAUUUUAAUGUUCCAAAAUCAGUGGUGUGAUGGAUAUUGAAAUUAAAGUGUGGUUUAAUUUGUAGUAUUUCCAUUUAUAUCCACUAGAUGGUACAAUAUGCUAUUUUAUUAUCAGAGUAAUGGAAAAUUAUGGAGCACUGUAAAUGUAUACAGCACUAAAUUAUACAUCAGUAUGGCAUUUACAACUUUAUCAGAUUCUCCAAAAAUAUAUGGUUAAAAUAAACGCUAUAUGAUCACCAAAACUGAAUUUCAUUUUCCUUUAGAAACACAUGAAUUUAAAUUCAUGUGAAACACAUAGCUUUUUUGAGUCCUCAGUUCACCUCAAUACAGGUCAUGUGAGUUUAGGCUUUGCCUAUCUAUCAUAGCAACCUUCUCUGUUGUCAGAGUUCAAAUGAGAAAGUGGGGGAAAAUUUAACCAAACAUUUUCUGGAAUAAGAAGUGUUUGAUUAUUCAUUUACAUAUUUUACCACAGCAAAACAAAGUCCAAUCACAGUAAUACACAUAUUGUAACAGAACAGCACUCAGUACCUGUUCACUUUAUCGAAGUUUAAUAAGUGUCUGAUGUACCGAGGAACAAAUUAAUCUCAAAGGGCACACUGAGCUCUUCUAUGUCAAGUAUGAACUUCAUAUAUUAAACUCUAAUUGGUUCUGUAAUUAAAAAUACAACAUUUUAUUGUAUUUAACUGUUGUUGUAUAUUUUUUUGCAUGUUUUAUUGUAAGUUAUCAUAAGUCCAUAAGAAUGUAUACAUUCCAUCAAUUCCAUUCCACAGUUUAUCUUUGUUUUCACUCUUGAAGAUCCAAGUUUAUUUGGACCAAAGAGAUGACCGUUUAUGCCCAAAGUGCUUUGAAAAGCAUUUUAUUUUUAUUUUUUUUUACUUUUAUUUAACCAGUAACAAAUCACAUGAAAACAGUAUUCACAUUUACAACAACGGCUGGGCCUUUUUCUUUCUUUUUAACAACAAAUCUGUCUUGUCCUUGCGUCACAAAACUCACUAAAGUGAUAUGGUGUAUGCAAAAUGUAUGCAAAUACAUAACAAAUUAAGAUAAUGCUCAUUCAAAAUAACCACUUCAGAAAAGUGUGCAUCUUUUACUUUACAUUUCAGUCACAUUUGGCAUUUCAUAACUUCUGAAGUAUUUGAGAAAUUGAGAAAUGGGGGCAGUUAGCUCUUGCAAAAAGGGGCUUUUUACCCCAAAUACUGCUCUUUCACUUAUUGGACACACUGUAAAAAAUGUCUGUAAUUUUAAUGGUAAAAGACUGUAAAAAUGCUACAGAAAUAAAAUGUUAAUUGAUUAACAAAUAUUAACUGUAAAAUAUACAGUAAAUGUUUUUUUAUAUAUUUUAAAAGACAAUGCAGUAGUUUUUACAAUAAAAUGUUGUAUUGUUUUAGUAAGAUUUUCCUGUAUACUUAAUGGUAAGAAUUUACAUUGUUUAACAAGAGAGUACAUGUACUUUUUACAGUAAAUUAUUGUUAAAAUUACAGUAAAAAACAAUAAUUUGGUGUUCCCACAGUUCCCUGCAUGACCAUUACAUUUUUCAUUAUCUUUUAUGGAAAUAGUUAAGUUUCUUAUUUUUAAUAUCAGUUACAUACAUUGGGGUGUUCUGUUUUAUAUUUGAUGUAGUUUAGUUCAUGUUUACUGCAUUAUGUUAAUUUCACAUGUGUUACCCUGAUGGUGUUUAGUGUUUGUGUGAGUGACACUGAGCACUGUCUCUACAUCGUUAUUGGUCAUUGCUUCAUGUCAUCAUGUGCACUUCUGUAAUUAGUAUGGUGAUUAACAAUACCUUAUAAAAUAAAAAGCAGAUUUUUACAGUUUCAGAAGUUAAUAUCAAGUGUAUGACUGUUUUUUUCUUUUUUUGUUGUUUGUUUGUUUGUUUUUUAUGUCAAUUUAACAGAUUUUUUUUUUUUUACAGUGCC